Daktulosphaira vitifoliae (grape phylloxera) is the source of this 2049-nucleotide messenger RNA. RefSeq names its product torso-like protein. The record is from RefSeq and is a predicted model, not a curated record. Lineage: Eukaryota; Metazoa; Arthropoda; Insecta; Hemiptera; Phylloxeridae. Bases 330 to 1331 code for a protein of 333 amino acids. The transcript has 3 exons.
GACGGUUAUCUAUAUAAUAUUAAUGUAGAUACUGUUUAGUGAAUCACACAAGCACUAGCAGUAAACAGAUAAGGUAGCUCAAUCAUUGCGGUAUUAUGUUCGCGUUCCGUUUAUAUUAACGUAUUACACACACCAUUCACCUUUAAUGAAUUGUGUUACAUAUAAUAUUGUUCAUAUUGUGAUGGUGAUAAAUAAAAUUAAUUAAACUUUUAUUGACUUGAUACGCGUACGUUAUUUUAAAAAUAUAUCGUUGUUCUAUUUUAUUUUAAAGUGUUUACACGAAAUAAGUAUGUGAGCUAUGGACAAACUUGGAAAUAACUGGAAGUGAAAUGGCUGCUACAAAAUGGAUAUUACUGUUAAUAAAAAUGGUCACUUAUAUGUGGUCGCCAACUAUGGGAAUAAUAAAUGUAGAAAUUGGCGGCGGAGUAGAUGUGCUUCAAAAGUUUGGCAUUAUGGGUGAUAUGCUUUUUGGAAGUGCUCUAAACAUUAAAGAUGUGCUAACGAAUGAAAUUAUUUCAAAUGUUAACCAAAUAACUGAAAUUGUCAAUGUAACAAAUUCAAAUAAAGAGGUAAAACUUACAUUUUGUCCAGAUUUAGAUACAUUAUUUGAUAGUUAUUUUAAUGGAUUUCAAGUUGACUUAUCUGACAAACCAUGGAAAUUGUUGACUGCCAGUUGGUCCACUUACACAAUAUCUGAACGAUUUGGUAUAUCCGAUAUGGCACUUGCUCCAAAUUAUCAAUUUGUGGUCGUAUCCUAUAGAAGACCUAUAAAACGCUUUAAGUCAAUUCAAAACUUAACACAAUUAGUAGAAUUAAAACCAUCUGUUAGUAAGAAACUGAAAUCUAUAUCUGUUGGUAUAGAAUCAACGGUUACAAAUUUCGUUGCUGAAUAUGGUUCACAUUUUGUUGAUGAAUAUACAAUCGGUGAUACAGUGUUUCAAGUUUUCACAUAUCUUCCUACUUUUUACAAUAAGUUUCAAAAAUGCAUUAAAAAUAAUUGUUCAGAUUCCGAAAGUUCAGUGUUUUUAUCACCUGUUUAUGCAGAACACGUUGGUCAAGUUAUGUCAAUCGGAAAUAGGUAUGAUGAUAUAGAAAAAUGGGCCGAUACAAAUUUAACAAGGAAUUCAAGAUUAGGUGGUACAUACAACAGUUUAUUUGCUAUAAAAUCCAAUCCAGAAUUGCUUAAUGAAGUAACUAAUUUAAUGGACGAUGAAUCAGUUCUUGAGAUACAUCUGAAAGUUAUUUCAAGUUUUCUCAACGAUACGGUCACACAAAAAUGGUUCACAGAAGUUCUUGAUAAUCACGUAAAACUUCGAGAAAUAAAUCUUUAAUUAGAAUGUUUUGUUGACAAAUAUUAAAGAAACGUUUUUUAAAUAUUUUUUUAUACAUGAUUGUAUAUAAUAUUAUGUAAAAAUAUUUCAUUUUUUAGAUUUUAGUUAUGAAACAAUUAAUUUAAAAUUCUUCUAAAUAAAAUACUGUCAAUAUAUUUUAAGAAUUUGUGACACAUUUUAUAAUGUUACAUAAAAUAAUGAAAAUAUGAAAUUGUUAAUGAACAUCAAAUCUUAAUAUGAUCUUAUAAAAAUAUUAUGACAUUUUUUUUAAUUUCAUAUUUUAAAUUAAGUAUUGUUUUACCAUAAGUAUACUUUAGAAAAUAUGUUUAAGGAAUUGUAAAUAAUUAAUUCUAAAUAAGUAUUUUCAAUAGUAUUUCUCUUUAUACAUGUAUAAAAUAAAAUAAUAUUCAAAUAUGUAGACAUAUAUGUAAGUAUAUACACUAUGUUAUAUUUGUGAGUAUUACUUUUUAAACACUUAUUGUUAGUAUAUUUUAAGUAAACAAUAAGUUUUCAAGUAUAUUUAGUAUAAUUUUGUCUUAGUUUUUAUUUUUAAAGUAAAUUUUUUUUCCAGUUUUUAAUUUAAUGAAAAGUUAAAAUUACUAUUUUUGUAACUCAAGGUAAUUGUAUGACCCUUUUCACUUUUCUAAUAAGCGCUUUUUACUAUUUCAUUACUGUUAGCGUUCAAAUAAGUAACACGAAAUAAAAUUUAUGAAUUUGA